Messenger RNA from Drosophila ananassae, 786 nucleotides. Its product is annotated as prefoldin subunit 3. The transcript has a single exon. The coding region runs from base 108 to 701 and encodes 197 amino acids. Gene Ontology annotation, molecular function: tubulin binding. Gene Ontology annotation, cellular component: cytoplasm; prefoldin complex. The record is from RefSeq and is a predicted model, not a curated record. Gene Ontology annotation, biological process: microtubule-based process; protein folding; tubulin complex assembly. NCBI's taxonomy places the organism in Eukaryota, Metazoa, Arthropoda, Insecta, Diptera, Drosophilidae.
GACGAUAGUGUAGUAUCGGCUAUUCCGAAAAUGUCACAGCUCCCGUAAAGAAUAAUAGAAAAUUUCGAUUUGAAAUACUAAUAGUCUUCAAUCCCAAAUUACCAAUCAUGUUUUCAUUUCUGGAAAAGAUUGAAAGACCGCCCCUUGAAACGGGUCGGAAGAGUUAUCAGCCGAUAAGGGAGGCCGAGUACAUUAGCGACAUCGAGAGUCAUCUGGCCCUUCCGGAGAUCGACUCGGAUGUGGCCAAAGCCCUCAAACUGCAGAGUUUCUUCUACUCAAAGUAUGGGGAACUGGCCGCCACAAUGCAGGCCAAUCACAUGGCUCUGGUCAGGCGCAUCGAUACGGGAAAGAAAAAUCUGGAACUGGUGGCCAAGUUGCUGCUCGAGGGAGGCAAGGAGUACGAUAGCCUUGUGCAAGUUGUGCCCGGAGUCCUGCGGCGAGUUGUCGUGCCGCCCGUGAAGAAGGUUACCCUUCAAGUGAGCAUGGGCCUCCAGAUGGAGUUCGGCCUAAAAGAGGCCGGGGACUUUAUAAUCGCUGAAGUUACCAAUCUUGUGAAGCAGAAGUUGCAGCUCGAGCACGACAUAGACUUUCUGCAGGAUCAGGUCAGCACAACAGAGCUAAACAUGAAUGGUCUGUACAAUCAUGGAAUCGAGACACAGAAGCGAUUCGAUCUUGGCGGAUGUUUGGCAGGCAUUCCCUAAUUCUCCUAUCGGUGAGAUAUCCCCAAAUCGACAAAAUGUCUAUAUUUUGGGAAGAUUACAAUAAAAAUGAGCCAUUUACCCUUCA